AGCAAUGAACUCUGUUUCUUUAUGAUCUGCAGGCAGAGGAGAUGGAGACUGAGAACAAUACAGUGGUGACCGAAUUUAUCCUUGUUGGUUUGACCCAGUCUCAAAGUAUUCAGCUCCUGGUCUUUGUGCUAGUUCUAAUUUUCUACCUCAUCAUCCUCCCUGGAAAUUUCCUCAUCAUCCUCACCAUCAGGUCAGACCCUGGCCUCACGGCCCCUCUCUACUUCUUUCUGGGCAACUUGGCCUUCCUGGAUGCAUCCUACUCCUUCAUUGUGGCUCCCAGGAUGCUGGCGGACUUCUUCUCUGAGAAGAAGGUGAUAUCUUAUAACGGUUGCAUCACUCAGCUCUUUUUCUUGCACUUCCUUGGAGGAGGGGAGGGGUUGCUCCUAGUUGUGAUGGCCUUUGACCGCUACAUUGCCAUCUGUCGUCCUUUAUACUACUCUACCGUCAUGAACCCAAGAGCUUGCCAUGUCUUGCUGUUGGCUCUGUGGUUUGGGGGCUUUGUCCACUCCAUUAUCCAGGUGGCCCUCAUCCUCCGCUUGCCCUUCUGUGGUCCAAACCGACUAGACAACUUCUUUUGUGACGUACCGCAGGUCAUCAAGCUGGCCUGCACUGACACCUUUGUGGUGGAGCUCCUGAUGGUUUUUAAUAGUGGUCUGAUGACCCUCCUGUGUUUCGUGGGCCUUCUGGCCUCCUAUGCAGUCAUCCUCUGCCGUGUACGUGGUUCCUCCUCUGAGGGGAAGAGCAAGGCCAUGUCCACAUGCACCACCCAUAUCAUCGUUAUAUUUCUCAUGUUUGGGCCUGGCAUCUUCAUUUACACCCGCCCCUUCAGAGCCUUACCAGCAGACAAGGUGGUUUCCUUUUUCCAUACAGUGAUCUUUCCUUUGAUGAACCCUGUGAUUUACACCCUUCGCAACCAGGAAGUGAAAGCGUCCAUGAGGAGACUAUUGAGUCGGCAUGUGAUCUGCUGA
Molecule: messenger RNA, 968 nt
Organism: Camelus dromedarius (Arabian camel)
Lineage: Eukaryota; Metazoa; Chordata; Mammalia; Artiodactyla; Camelidae
Product: olfactory receptor 4N2
Exons: 1
Coding region: 42-968 (308 amino acids)
Biological process (GO): G protein-coupled receptor signaling pathway
Cellular component (GO): plasma membrane
Molecular function (GO): olfactory receptor activity; G protein-coupled receptor activity
Source: RefSeq, a predicted model, not a curated record